CUUUCCAGGUCAAAAGAACAGUGAGUAUAAUUUUGAAUUAUUACUAGUCAAACUGUAAAUAAAAAGAAGUCCCUGUUAUUCAAAUUCCAUUUUAUAAGUCAACGAUAUACCAGAAAUGAUGACAAGAAAAAUAAGAUGGUCAAUACUCCAUUGCUGCUAGUUGAUAAAAAAGAAUACCUGCUCUUGCUCCCUCAUUAAUCAUCACCGCCGCCAUGAAUGCCCUUCUCUCGCAGCGUUUGGUGCUUCUCUCUCUAUUCCUGCUUCAUCUCAACCUUUUCGCUGUAGCUUCUGCGUCUGACCCUGUAAAUCCCGACGCUGAUAGGUGCAGUAACCCUAGUAAGAGUAAGACUUUCAGGGACGAAUGGCCUCGGCUUCAGACCGCUGUGGACAGAGUGAUUAGACAAAUUGAAGGGUUUGAUAAUUCUAGCUUCACUCCUGACGACUACAUGUUUUAUUAUACAAUUGUAUAUGAAUUGUGUACAGACCGCCAGGGUGAGAAAAACUCUAAGAUGCUCUAUGAUCAGUAUAAAAAGGUUUUCGACGAAUACAUCAAUUCCACUGUUCUACCAUCUUUGAGAGUAAAGGAAGAUGAAGACUUGUUAGUAGGACUGCUUAGAAGAUGGUCAAAUCAUAAAAUCAUGACUUGGUGGCUUUCAAGAUUUUUUAAUUAUCUUAACAGAUACUACAUCCCUAGAUGGGGACUUCCAUCUCUUGAAGAAAGUAGUUUAUUGUCCUUCCACGACUUGGUUUAUGGAGAGAUGAAUAAGCAGAUAGUGGGUGCUGUAUUAUAUAUGACUGAUAGGGAACAUGCUGGAGAGCACAUUGAUCGUGCUUUGCUCAAUAAUGUGCUUGCUAUCUACACGGAGAUUGGAGACAUCUCAAGAAAAUACCAUGCAAAAGGCUUUGAGGAAAUGCUUAAAGGAAGUACUACAUUCUACUUUGAUGGGGCUUCAAGUUGGAUGGCAAAUAACUUCUUUAAGGAUCCCAAACCCAAGGAAGAGAAAUUAGAUGAUCAUCCAAUAAAGUCAACGAAGCAAGUCUAUUUGACGAGCUCUGAUGGAGAUAUAUUUGUAGUUAAUUAUGAUGUUGCACUUAUGCUAGAGUCAAUCAAGGACAUGGUUGAAUCUGAAGCCACUUCUACAGCCAAUAGCACCAUUCCUCUUAAAUUGAGCAGCAAGAUCUUGAUCAAGGUCAUCCAGUACUGCUAUAAGCAUGUUGAAUCUUCCAAUUUCGAGGGCAAAACCUCAGGCGUUGAUCUCAAGGACUGGGAUGUCAAAUUUGUGGAGGUCAAUAAUGCCACGCUGUUCGAUCUCAUUCUGGCUUCGAACUACUUGAACAUCAAGAGUCUGCUGGAUCUGGCAUCCCAGAAGGUAGGAGACAUGAUGAAAGGGAAGACUCCUGAGGAAAUUCGCAAGAUGUUUAACAUUAAGGAUGAAUUUGAACCCAAAGAAGAUGAGGAAUUUCUUAAGGAGAACCGGUGAACAUUUAGAGGGUUAGCUGCUGAAGUUUCUGAGAUUUUCUGAGUGUUGUUCUAUGUAUGUCCUAUUAUUUUGUAACUUUCUGUUGGAUCAUUUGGUGUUUUAAAGCGAUCACCUUUCCCUUGGAGCCAUUCAACUGUAUAUUGUUACUGUUUAAUGCCAGGGAAUCAAGAAACUACCUGUAAAAAAGGGGUUAUAUAAGGAUUUUGUUAAUUUGUACAAUAUGACAUUAUAUAAAGAAAUAAUAUACCCUGUGAAAAGUUGGUCAUGCA
Molecule: messenger RNA, 1750 nt
Organism: Neltuma alba
Lineage: Eukaryota; Viridiplantae; Streptophyta; Magnoliopsida; Fabales; Fabaceae
Product: cullin-like protein 3
Exons: 6
Coding region: 213-1481 (422 amino acids)
Biological process (GO): ubiquitin-dependent protein catabolic process
Molecular function (GO): ubiquitin protein ligase binding
Source: RefSeq, a predicted model, not a curated record